Messenger RNA from Polistes dominula (European paper wasp), 616 nucleotides. It is a transcript of the gene ND-15, whose product is annotated as NADH dehydrogenase (ubiquinone) 15 kDa subunit. The record is from RefSeq and is a predicted model, not a curated record. NCBI's taxonomy places the organism in Eukaryota, Metazoa, Arthropoda, Insecta, Hymenoptera, Vespidae.
UCAGACGAACUAAAGUCUCUGGGAUCGCUGUGUUCAGUCGUUAUAUCAGUCAUCAGUUUAAUACAGUUUAUAGUAUAUUGCAUUUAAGAAGAGUUUAUUAGUUUAUAUCAAGAAUGGAAUCAGGUGUUCACAAAUCACCUCUCAUAACUAACGCAAUUUCAGCAGUACUUGCACAAACUUAUAAUGCUCAAUUGUCACCAGACUGUGCAGAUUUUGAACUAAGAGCAAUAGAAUGUUAUGAAGCUUAUGGUCUUCAUGGUGGUACUAGAAAUAAGAUAUGCCAAGAUUUUAUGGACGAUCUUAGAGAAUGUAUGUUCAAAACAAAGACUGCGCUUCGAUAUCAUGAGAUGCAAAAGGAAAGAUACCGUCAAUACAAAGAAGGACUUAGAAAGGAACAAUAUUCUCCAGCACCAAAUCAAGAUCACGAAUAAGAACUCAUUAAAACAUUAAAAUGUGAUAUAGUCUUUAUUGUAAAACGUGUGUAACUUAACAACACAUCUUUGAAAAAUGAAAUAUUAUUAGCGAUUGAGAAAUUUCAAAUAUUAACAGGAAUUCAUGUAAAAAAUCGUAUGUUUCUUAUAUGUUCAAAUCUUUGAAUAUACAUAAUUUCAUUUGA